Messenger RNA from Trichoderma reesei QM6a, 819 nucleotides. RefSeq lists its product as uncharacterized. Lineage: Eukaryota; Fungi; Ascomycota; Sordariomycetes; Hypocreales; Hypocreaceae. Gene Ontology annotation, cellular component: membrane. The transcript is spliced from 2 exons. Gene Ontology annotation, molecular function: serine-type endopeptidase activity. The record is from RefSeq and is a predicted model, not a curated record. The coding region runs from base 1 to 819 and encodes 272 amino acids.
AUGACGUUUACGAAUGCCCCCGUGACACGGCUCACCGUGCUAGGCCUGGUCUCGACCUCGAUCGCCGCCAGCCUUUUCGAUGCGAAGCACUACUUCUACAUAUUCAUCGAUACGCAUCUGUUUCGGUACCGGCAGUUCUGGCGGCUCCUUGCAUAUCAACUAUGUUAUACCAACUCUACAGAGGUUCUCUUCGCAGCUAUAUCGCUGUAUAAUCUCAGAGCAAUUGAGCGGAUGUGGGGAUCCAGGAAAUAUGCAUCAUUCCUCGUCAUCUCAUCGCUCCUCACGGCCAUAUUCCCGCCACUCAUCCUCACCGUGCUCCGACCCCUAGCACCGGGCUUAUUCAACUAUAUGCCGGCUGGGCCCACGCCCAUCAUCUUUGCGAUUCUGGCCCAAUUCCAUGCCAUGGUUCCGCAAAUGUACAAGUACCGUAUAGCGACGUCUCAAGCGCCACCUACAAACGAGCAGUUCUCCGGCGUCACGCUAUCGGACAAGUCGUACCAGUAUGCCAUUGCCUUUCACCUGGCUCUGCUGCAGUGGCCGGGCUCUGUCAUUGGAGCUGCGGUAGGUUGGGUCGUUGGAUACUCUUGGAGAGCAGGGCUGUUGCCCACCUCAUUCACCACAUGGAGGCUCCCUGGCUGGAUGGUGGGUUCUGGAUCCUACAGGAGAAGCGCAGAGUUCGAAGGGUUGAGAAGAAGAUUAGAAGGGGAAAUUCCAUCAACGGGUGUGGCCACUGGCGCCCAAAGCCAAGCAGAAGGGCAGGCCGAUCGACGGCGCACCAUGGGCCAGCAGAUUAUGGACCAGUUUCGAGAAGCUUUAUGA